This is a messenger RNA of Rhizoctonia solani, 2724 nucleotides long. RefSeq names its product Fungal specific transcription factor domain. The record is from RefSeq and is a predicted model, not a curated record. Gene Ontology annotation, cellular component: nucleus. The transcript has 12 exons. Lineage: Eukaryota; Fungi; Basidiomycota; Agaricomycetes; Cantharellales; Ceratobasidiaceae. Gene Ontology annotation, molecular function: transcription cis-regulatory region binding; DNA-binding transcription factor activity. Gene Ontology annotation, biological process: positive regulation of transcription by RNA polymerase II. The coding region runs from base 1 to 2724 and encodes 907 amino acids.
AUGUUGAUUAUCGUUCUCGAUGUACUCGACUGGCGCAAGUUGCUUGACUUGUCAAGUAAGGAACAAAACGUGCGACAGAACCCGACCGAGCUGCAAGCGCACAAUCGUGCCUUGUCGAGCACAAAAUCCUCAUCCAAUCUGCAAGUGUUAUAUUCCUCGGUUGGACAUCCCUAUGAUACCUCCCAUGCGCUCGAGCCAAUAUCCUACGCAAUUUCGGACUCGAUAUCUCCAGGAUCAUAUUCCUCACUAGGCGGAUAUUCGAUACCGCCAUCCGAUCCAUCUUUAUUCGUACCUAAUCCCGACUCGAUCUCACUCGGCCUCUCCCCAGCAAGUAGCUCAAACCCGACGUACUACAGUCCCCAAAUCAGCAAUUCCCCAGGACAGAGUCAUUCCUUGUCCCCAGCGAGUUACUCAAGCCCUCAAAUAUCGGCUACUCCCGAAUUUUCCGGAGGCGCGCGCCUUAAUUUGCCAUCCCAGGCAAUUCCAACUCAGCAUUGGCCAACGCUCGAUGAAGACAGUGAUUCGGAUGACCUCGAGGAUGUGAGGACUGCCUUGUCCAAUGUGCUGGUCAUGACCGGAAAUGCCGAGAGCGAGUCAUUAGUCGAUUGCUUUGCGCUCUGGAUGAUACGCUUCUUGUUCGAACCUCUUCGAGGCAUCUCCACGACCAAGGACAUCAUCAUACAAGGCCUUGCCCGUGGUGGAGAGGCCCUCUGGAGAAUGAUGCUGCAAGCUAAUAUUGCGUGGCAGGUUGCUGGCAACGCGCAGUGUGACAUUGACCACCCACCAUACUUUUCAACUUUUUAUUCUCACAUAAUUCAACGUUUAUCGACCGCCAAAUCCCAUAUUGAGCCUUCCAGGGAAAUGGACAGGUGCUAUGCUCUCAGUGCACUGGAACAGAGUUUUGAGCUCAUGUGUAUUUUGUGCAAGAUUGGCACCCUGUCGGACAUUCUAAACGCAAUGCAACACGCUGCGCCAGUCUUCCGCCGUGCGUGCUCCGAUAGCCCGGAAAAACUCGUCAACCUCCCGUUACUCCUAACGACUGUCGACGUUAGCCUGCAAUCCUACGCCACACACGAUAUUCUGUUCAGUAUGCUUACUCACCGUCCGAUGUUCUUCCGGUACGACCUCUCGCACCCUGCCCACGUCUCUGAAUCACUGUUCAAUGCGGAGGAUGGCCCCGGUCUCCGAUGGCUGUACGGUGUCCCAGAUUGGCUGAUGGUCAUUCUGGCCCGCAUGAACACGUUGCUCGAGGAUUAUGGAAGUUGCGUGGAUCCCGGUAUUGCCAAGGAACUAGAGGAAGAAAUUAGAAGCGAACGAACGAUUGUCGCUGCAAGCGUGGACCCGAGUAUGAGCAUGGGUCGUAUUGUGGUACAAGAGAGCUGGAGACUUGCAGCAUUGAUUUAUUUGUUCAUGGCACUAUGUGGGGCAGACUCAAAAGAUGCGCGCGUGACCAAGGUGCAUUCUAAGUUCAUGAAACUGUAUACUGGUGUCGAAGCUCGACGUAACCCAGACUCGUUUUUGGUGUUUCCGAUGCUGAUUUUAGGACUCCCGACUUCGCGCGCCGAAGAUCGUACGACUAUUCGGUCUCGAAUGCUCGGACUGCAAGAAUGUUCCAAGCCAAACACGUUUGGGAACGAGGUCGUCAGGAUCUUGGAUGAUAUCUGGUCGAGGGCGGAUGCCCGGGUUGGGCGAAUAGACCCGGCGAGUGCGGCAAGCCACUCGGGCGGAGAUACGAGCAGUGCAGGCGGGAGCGGGCGUACCGUUCGAGGCAGCUCAGAGGCAAGGAGUAGUGCGAGCGGAAGUAGUGGGGCUGAAGCAAGGACGGGCAGUGGACCGGUGGGUCCGACCGGUUGUCGCCGUUGUGCCCAGGCUGGAAUCGAGUGCGAGGGAUACACGACCGGGAGAACCCAAAAGUCGAGACAUGGCAUCAGGAACGUCGACACGAGUACGAAGAAUAAACCGGACUCGGUUCGUUACCAGUACUAUCCGUUUCCUCCUGAUCCGUCGACCAAAGCCGAUGGGCAAAUAAACAUAAAUCAGCUCUCUGGAGACGGGGUGGUUCCUGGUGUUGGUGCUGGUGUUGGUGCUGCUUCGCGAGCUGGAGAAGGAUCUAACGUCCCUGUGAAUCAAGAUCGAGAACACGGGUUCUGCUAUCCGUGGCGCUCGGACUAUCUCGAACUCGUCCAGCAUACAGAUCAUCGGCUUGUGGUUACGUUUGCAAGGAUUAACGCACUACUGGAAGACUACGGGAACUGUGUCGAUCCGGAGAAAGUGCGAGAGGUCGAGAAUGACAUUGCAGGUUGUAAACUUCCGACUUGCUCUCAAACACGGUUCGGCUCGAACGAAAGCUUUGGUAGAGUGAUGGCCCAUGAGGUCUGGAAGCUCGCGGCAUAUGUGUAUCUUUACAUGGGACUAUGUGGGGCGAACUCGUACAAUGCACGAGUGGUCAAGGUCCAGCAGGAGUUCAUGGGGAUUCUGAAACGUGUCGUGCCCAGCAGGAACCCAGACUCGUUCAUGUAUGUUCCAAUGUUCAUCCUUGGCAUGGCAACCAAUGUGCCCGACCAGGCCGCUCUCCUCACAAGGCUGACAGGCGUGACGGAGUGCUCACGGGCUGGAACGAUGGGACAUGAUAUCAGGGCAAUGAUGAUUGAUGUCUGGACGCAUACUACAGCAACGUUUGUUAUCCGUGUCGAUCUUGAACUUGUAGUCUCUAGUGCUUCCUGA